Dimorphilus gyrociliatus is the source of this 2626-nucleotide messenger RNA. Lineage: Eukaryota; Metazoa; Annelida; Polychaeta; Dinophilidae. The record is from the annotation of a GenBank genome assembly.
ACAAUUAUAUAUCAAAGGGAAUUGGACAAGUUUCUGAUAUAUUUAAUUCCAAACAUUCACUUCUCUUUUAAUAUCCUCCUUUGUAUAUUGUUCGUUUUUCAGUAGCCAAAUUAUGACAAUUGCAAUGACUUUCGAACAUUGAGCGAUAACAUAUGAAUAAUAUAAAAGUUUCAUCACAAGGAAAGAGAUUUCUAUGAGAUUAUCUAUCUAUUAAGAAUCUAUUGUUUGGUCAUUACUUGAUAAUUAAAGUCUAAAUUUUUUACUUACUCAAGGUAAAAGACUAUGUGUGAUUUAUCUACAACAUUUUACAGUUUUGUAAUUUUUUUUGAAAAAGUUUUACAAGUGUUUUUAUUAGAAAAUAUCUUCUAAACUAAGAAUAAUCUAAAGAUUCGUGUAACUAAACAAAAAUUUCCUUGAUUUCGUUGUAUUUCGUCAAUUAUUUAAAUAAGUAUUUGAAAAUGAUAACUGUUAAACAGAAAAAUCUCGUAACGUUGUUCGGUUCAUCGUUACGUUUUUUUCAUGUAUGGUUCGUAGCGCUGCAUGAUUUUUUGUGUCUUCAUUAGAGGUAUGAUUGGGUAACCUGACUUUCUUCCAGAAGAAAUGUUUUUUAUACCGGCUCAGGGAAUAGUUGAGUUUUUUGGAAAAGCGUCUACUUGUUAACAUAAAAAUGAAGAGAAAUGUUCUAGACUUUAGUGAAUAUGAUACUAGCAACUUUUCUAUUCCGGAUAAUCUUUUUGCAAGAGUUGAAUAUUUUUUCUUAGGCGAAAAAGAUUACACGUAUUUAGAAGAUCUUCUAUUGAGAGGAGGAGCAAAACGAGCUAACAUAAAAUCCGAUUCCAUCACCCAUUUCAUUUGUGAUGACAUCGAUGAUCUCGAAUUCGAUGAGGCUAAUGCUUUAUACCCAGGUAUUAUAGUUCAAUCUGGUUGGGUGAUUGCUUGUACUGUAAGAAAACGAAUAGUUCCAGAAACAGGAUUCGAAACGAAGCUAAAAUACAUACUUGACGGCGUUUGUUUGGGCAUAUUUUCUAAUAACUUGAAAAAGAGAGAUCGGAUUAUUUUUAUUGGAAACGUUCUUGGAGCUCAAAUUAGCAGUUCGGAUUACUCCAAAGUAACCCAUUUGGUAACGAGUGAACCAGAUAUUAAAAAACUACCUAAAAAAUUAAAGCAACUUUUGACAAAUAAUAAACUGGAAGUAGUUAACGAGGAUUGGUUAAAAAUUUGCCUUCAGACUGGAACGAAGGUGUCAACUAAAGAGUUUCUGUAUACUGCAGAGUGUAAGGAAGAAAAUCCUAUCAAUCCUUCUCAACACUCUCAAAUCGAGGGAAUCCAUCACAGUUCGCCAAGUCCUACAAAUAAACCUACUAACAUAAGAUAUUAUGGACGCUGUGAAGACCAAUUACUCAGUGUACCAUCUCAAGUUUGUCUGCUAGGUAUAAAAUUUUAUAUUAGCCCUGGUUUGACAAAAAAUCCAGAACUGAAAAAAGCUUGGAAUUUAUGUAUCGAAAACUACGGCGGUGAAAUUUCAAAUGUUUUAAAUGCUUCAGUAAAUCACUUGAUUAUAAGAAGCUUAUACGAAAAGGAGUACUUAUUUGCGUAUGAGAGAGGCAUACGUUGUACAACUCUCAAUUGGGUGAACGAUAUCAUGGAAAUUGGAAAAGUUGAGCCUCCAUUUUACAUAACUCAUAUACCAGACUGUAUUGAUCCCGAUCAAUUGCCUUUGAAAAGCUUAAAAGUUUGUCAAAGCGGUUUUAAGGAUAUAGCAAUCAAAUUACAAGUAAAAGAUAUGUUGGAACUAGCCGGUGGCCAGUGGUCCGAUAAACUUGAUAAAGAUUGCAACUUUCUCAAAGUGUCCUUCUACAUGAAAAAUCAUGUUGAAAAACGAUGUCUCGAAGACAUUUGGAGAGAUGAAAAUUCCCCAAGACCAGUUCCAUUAGAACAUUAUAAAAGUCUUCCAUUGAUUUUUUAUGCAAAUAUUAUCAGUCGAGUUCAAUUGCGAAUGAAACUUAAUGAAAAUGUUAAUUACGGACGGAGUCGUUUCUCUACACCGAAUAUUUUACUAUCGUCUUAUGGUGAAAAAGAGAAAGAUUUGUUAUCAAAGAUGAUACGUAAUUUAGGAGGAAAAUUAAGUACUGAGAAAGACAUAAUUAAAGUUUCUCAUAUUGUCUAUGAAGGUCGUACAAAUAGAGCUAUGUACGAUGGCGAAGUUGCUCUGAAGCUGUUGUUAAAGAAAUUGAUGGAAGUAAAUGAUUGUGUCGAGACUGAAAAAGAAGAGCUAGAAACCUAUGUGAAAUUGAUCAAAGCGUAUAUGGAUUGCGUUUCGAAAGAGAUUGAAGACAAAUAUUUUUGGAAGAGAUUAUAUGAUAAGCAAGUGGCGAGUAAUGCUUGUCUAAUGGCUAGUAUUGAUAGCUUAAUGAGAGCCAACUCAAAGUUAAUAGCCACCGGUAUACAUCAGCAAGCAAAAAUAUUAGCACUUACUGGUGUUGGGAAUACAACCAUUGCUCUCAAGGAUAACAUUAUUGCUAAGUUAGUGGCAACUAAUUCCCAAUUAGCGACAGCUAACUUAGCAAAAGAAGCAAGAAUAUCCGAACUUGAAGAGGUAAUGAAGGACCAAAACAUUUUGGAAUAA